Molecule: messenger RNA, 1494 nt
Organism: Trichobilharzia regenti
Lineage: Eukaryota; Metazoa; Platyhelminthes; Trematoda; Strigeidida; Schistosomatidae
Source: the annotation of a GenBank genome assembly
AUGAUUCCAGCUUUAUCGAAGUUCAUAAUAUUUUGUAGUUUUAAGACAAUGUGUCGUCUUAUAUCAAGAGAUUUGCAAAAGAACUAUUCAACCGGCAAACCAAUUAGCUUAACGAAACUCGAGAACCUGCUUUAUGCAGGAGCUGGAAAAGUAGAAUUUUCCAAUCUUAUUAAGUCUGGAGUUGUUACAGAUUCAUGUCCUGUCAAGACUGUUUUCGUGAAUCAAUUAGCUGCUAACAACCCUAUUGAAGACCGAUGGAAUGUCGGUUUAACAGAAAUGAAGGAUCCUGCAUCAAGUUGUUUAUUCACCGUACUUGAUGGUCAUUCAGGUACAGCAUGCGUACAUGCACUUGUUUGGAGUCUGCUAGAUUAUAUGUGCGCUUCUCUAAUGUUGAAGGAAAAUCUUAAUAUAGCCUUGGAACAAUUACAUUCCUGCGGGUUACAACAUCCUUAUCACUUACUGCAUCGUUUAGAUUUUGUUUCACCAAAAAAUGAUAAACAACAUUUGAAUAAUUUUGCUGGACCUCCAUCGAAACUUCUGUCAGCUUAUAUGCGUGGUUGUCUUAGACAGUAUAUGGAAGAUUUAUAUAAUCAACCUAAUCGAACUAUAAAUCCAACUGAAUGCUUCAUUGAUGCUUUUAAACGCAUUGAUGAUGAUUUAUGCUCAGUGAAUUUUCCAAAUAUCCUUUUUGAUGGUCAAACCACCACCACACUGUUACCCUUUUCCUCGGAUGAAAGCGCAAACAACUCUCUGAAUACCUCAUUAGCCCGUGAUUUAAUGCGUGUUAAUUUAAGCGGAUCUGUUGGCAUAGCUGGUUAUCUACACUGGCAUGAUAAGUUGAGUAAUCGUCCUACUGAAUUAUAUCUAGCUAAUACUGGUGAUUGUGGUGCUGUUCUACUCAGAGAAGUACAAUCAUCGUCGUCGUCAUCAUCAUCAUCAUCAAAUGUUGAAAUGGAUAAAGGAAAAGGUGAUAAAGUAUUGCUCACUCCAAUCAAAUGUACUAAAUCACAUAAUGGCAAUUGUAACCCUGAUGAGAUAAAUCGUAUAGCUAAAGAGCAUCCAGAAAAUUCAAUUUCAGAAUUAUUCAGAGAAGAUGGACGUUUAUUGGGAGAAUUAGCACCGUGUAGAUCAUUUGGUGAUGUUCGAUAUAAAUGGCCUUUAGAACGUUUACUUAGAUUAACACGAUUUUUUGAAAUGGUUUCAUUAACAUUUAGUCGUGAAUGGUUACCGUUGCCACGUCCGUAUACUAGUCCACCGUAUUUAACUGCUCUACCAGAAGUAACACGAAUUGAGAUUACACCCGAAGAUCGUUAUCUUAUACUGGCUACCGAUGGUCUAUGGGAUAUGUUAACUGUAGAACAAAUCGCUGCCCAACUAACUGAUAUACUCGAGUUGAAAAAUCAACAAGAAUUCUAUUGUCCAGCAACACAACUUCUUUGGUCUACACUAACCAAUGUACCUGUACAAAUGUCUAGAGCAAUUCUACCGGUUUAA